AUGGGAAAUUAAUGUACUGCAAUAGAUCAUUGUUCAAAGGCAGAAGUUAUAUUUGAUUCUACAAAUAAUGAAUUAUACACUGAGAACAUCGAAUUAACUGAUAGGCCAUCAGAAGACUUUGUGUAGUCAGUAAGAAUGAGCUAUCGACCCUAACAAUCACUUCCAAUACAGAAAUAAUAGGUUCCAAUUGAAAUUGAAGACAGAAUAGAAGAACGGCCCACCUAUUAAUUUCCAGAUGGAGUUCUCUAUACGGGGCAAUGGAAAGGCACAAUACGAGAAGGUCAUGGAAUCUAAGAAUGGCCGGAUGGAGCAAGAUAUGAGGGAGAAUUUCACAACAAUGUACCCCAUGGAAGAGGGAAGUUUAUUCAUGCAGAUGGAGACAUUUAUGAAGGAGAAUGGAAUGAAGGGUAGGCAGAAGGAUUUGGAACUUUUUAUUAUAAACUGAAUGGAAAGUAUGAAGGAGAAUGGAAAGAGGAUGUGCAGCACGGAUUUGGGAAGCAAGAGUGGCCUGAUGGAUCGCGUUAUGAAGGAAAUUAUUCAAGAGGAAUGAAACAUGGGGAAGGAAAUUAUUAUUGGGCAGAUGGAACUACAUAUUAGGGUGAAUGGGCACAGAAUUAAUUCAAUGGGCAAGGAGCGUAUCAAUGGGCUAAUGGAAGAUCGUAUGAAGGAUAGUUUCUUAAUGGUUUUAUGCAUGGAUAUGGAGUGUACAAAUGGCCAGAUGGGAAAUCCUAUUAAGGAGAGUUUAAGAAUGAUAAGAAGGAUGGUUUUGGAGUUUACACUUGGGCAGAUGGUAAGAGAUAUGAAGGGAGCUUUGCAGAAGGAUUACAGAAUGGAAGAGGAACGAUGGUGUUUUAGGAUGGAACAAUUAAAUAAGGCAUUUGGGAGAAGGGAAAGAGGAUGGGAUGGUUGGAUGAGAAUAAUGAAUUACAGAAGAGUUUGAUAAUGAGUCAAUAUGGAAAUUAGAGUUUAUAUUAGAGUUAGCUGCCAAGUUAGAUCAGAAUGGUCUAGGAUUGA
Messenger RNA from Paramecium tetraurelia, 1014 nucleotides. RefSeq lists its product as uncharacterized. The record is from RefSeq and is a predicted model, not a curated record. The transcript is spliced from 2 exons. Lineage: Eukaryota; Ciliophora; Oligohymenophorea; Peniculida; Parameciidae.